Messenger RNA from Branchiostoma floridae (Florida lancelet), 3832 nucleotides. RefSeq names its product dixin-like. Gene Ontology annotation, cellular component: cytosol. Gene Ontology annotation, molecular function: protein binding. NCBI's taxonomy places the organism in Eukaryota, Metazoa, Chordata, Leptocardii, Amphioxiformes, Branchiostomatidae. The transcript has 4 exons. Gene Ontology annotation, biological process: canonical Wnt signaling pathway. The record is from RefSeq and is a predicted model, not a curated record. Bases 433 to 2265 code for a protein of 610 amino acids.
CUACAUAUUUGCACCAACACCAAAAUUCAAAAGGAAGGAGUGACUGCCAUGAAGUGUCAGUUGUUUUGAUGUUUGCUCUUUCUCCAGCUGGAUAAAUUGCCAUCUUAAGGACUCUUAUCACCUCUAAUUAACUGCCGGACACGCAAGAAGAAACCCGGGUCUACAAAGGUUUGGCGAGGACCCCGAAAAAUGUCGCUGUUUUUGGUCAAGGCAAGCGUGUCAAGUUGUCAAGAGCAACGGGCCUUACGUCCGACAUGUUCUCGGCAAAUUCCUGAUUUGCAACCCUGAGGCUUCUCGUGGUUUCAAGUUUGUUUUUAAGACUGCAGGCAGAGGACACCCAAUGUCUGCUGCUUCUGUCACAUCCCAGGAGCCCAGCAUGUACUGGUGAGAGAAGUGUCAAGGAGUGAACCACAGCCUCAGUCAGCAUUCAUCAUGGCAGAAGGACCUCCGCGUGGACAGGCCGAGUCGCAGUCCUGGGCAGAGUGGACAGAACAGCUCCAGGCAUACGUGGCCUGGGUCAACUCCCAGCUGAAGAAGCGCGCCGGAUGUCGUAUCGUGUCGGACCUGCGGAGGGACAUGCAGGACGGGGUGGCAUUCGCACAGCUGGUGGAGAUUCUGUCAGGUGAAACCCUCCCCCAUGUGGACUACUCCCCCAAGAGCCUGGGCACCAUGAAGCAGAACGUGGAGAUCGUCCUACAAUUCAUGCAGACCCACCGCAUCCGCAUGCACCAGACUUCAGCCAAGGAUAUUGUGGAGGGAAACCUGAAGGCCGUGAUGAGACUCAUCCUGGCGCUGGCCGCGUACUUCAAACCCAGCAGCGUGAAGUCAUCAGCCCAGCAGCACUCGCGAUCGCAGCAGAGGAACACGUCGGUCGCGGCUGCUGCAGGUGCCGCGGCUGCAUUGGCGGAUGCCCGUAAGGACGCGGCAAGUGCCGGGCGGCAGUACCACAGUAGGAGGGAACCACGGUCCCACGGUGAUGCCGGACACCACAGGUCUCCUGCCUCCACUCCUGACAGACAGCCUCCUAGGUAUGAAGAUUUGGUCAGAUCCCCUCCUGCUAGCAUGUCCUCUCAGUCAAGGCCCCCUACCCAGGAGCCUGAUGUGCUUCCCCGUCGUGACUCCGACAGCACGCAAGGGCUGAGCUCUGGUGAUGAGGGUAGCAGAGCCUCCUGGCAGGAGUUACUGGAACAGCACCUUGACCUUGAGAGUCAGAUGGAGGAGGCAAAGGAGACUGUUGUGAAACUGCAGCACUUACUCCUGCAGGGGGAGGAAGAGGGGGAGGGGGUGAGACAACUGCUGGAGGGGGUGAACCCUGAGGAACAAGUGGUGCUCCUGCAGAGCAGGUUAGAUCAGCGAGAGGUGGAAUGUGAUCACCUGAGGAAGGACCUCUCCCGUGCCAAACAGGAGAACAUGAACCUGCACGGGACGAAGGUGGGGCUUCAGUCACGGCUGACAGAACAGGACACUUCCCUGCUGGAGAUGAAGAACGAGCUGUUGAGGCUCGGUUUCGUCAUGGAGCAGUUUGAGGCCGACAAGGCAGAGUUGCAGCGGAAGGUUGACGACAAGAACAAGAUGUUAACCGACCUGCGCAGACAGCUAACAGAAAAGGACAGACAGUUGGACGAACAGCAAGCCAAGUUGGAGGAGGCAGAACGUAAACUUUCCCAGGCAAACUCCAGUAAAACGAAGGAUACCGUCUCCAGUCCUGUGUACAACGGUGUGCCAGCAGCGCUUCCUCCUGGGGAGGAACUACAGGUGGUACGGGAGGCGUUACGAGGUUUGCGUUCCUGUUUCCAGGUCAAUAACCCACAACAUCACACCAUAGACACGCUGGAGCAGAGCAUAGCAACUCUCAUGGAGAGGCUACGAUUCCUGGAGUCACAGAGACUCAUAGCAAGCCAGAAGGAGAGCCUGGCCAACAGGGUGAAACCUGCAUCACCCAAAUCACAGGACAGUGUGCUGUCGCCAACGUCACGACAGCGCAGCAAUGGUGUGGAAAGUAAUGGUUCCACACAAGGGACCAAGAUUCUGUACUUCACCGAAAAGACGGUAACUCCCUUCAUGACUUCAAUAAGUAAAAAGCUAGGAGACAUUACAUUAAGAGACUUCAAGGAAGUCUUUGACAGACAAGGGAGCUUUAGAUUCCACUUCAAGGCGCUGGACCCAGAGUUUGGAACAGUGAAGGAGGAGGUGUGCCAGGAUGAGGACAUCAUCCCUGGCUGGGAGGGCAAAAUUGUAGCCUGGAUAGAGGAGGUCAGGCCAUGAUACAGAGGGGGUAGGUGCAUUGAAUGGAACAGCUUCUCCUCCUGACAAAGUGAAAAAUAAUUCCUCUACAUUUUGUAAUAAUUACUCGAACACAUAAGUUUCCAGAAGUUUGUAUCCAAGAAAUUGAUGUCAGUUGCUGUAACGUCUUUCAGGUUUUUAUAUUUGUAAAGUUGAAGACACGUUUUUGCUAUGUAUAUUUAGUAUGAUUUGUGAUGUACAUAUUAUUUCAUAAUCAAUGAUUAGAUAAAUAUAAUGACCUUAACAUGUUUGAGUCUUUCAUGUAAUAAUGUCUGGCUAUGGUGCUGCCUAUUAUGAGAAUAACUCUUCUUAAUCAGAGUUGUUCAGGAUCAUAAUGCAAUUCAGUCCAUCCAAAAGUUCUAUUUGAAAUUCGUUAUAUGUACAAAUGUAUAUGCUAGCUCUGAAAGGCAAGUUGUAUGCCACAAUUUGGGUGCCAAAUUGUUUGUUUCUUUUAGGAAUAUUUUUCAUGGUUGCAAGAUAUGAUCCAUCCCUUUUUUUUGUAAAAGGCUGCCAACUUUUGAAGUGAACAAGAGUCUCUUGGAUGUACAGUGGUUGGUUGAAUAACAUACAGUUAUACUGUAUAUCGUUCAGUAGAAGAGCCCCCUAUCAGGUCUGAUCAAAACUGCAGUGGACUUAAGGUGUGAGCCCGUAAAGACAAUGACAUCAUGAUCACAUGUUUCUCAUGUAUUUUAGCAUUUUGGAGCAUGCAGUAUUUUAGAAGAGCAGAGAAAUGAACUCCAUGUAUUGUAGCUAUGUUAUGUUCACAUUGUACCCCAGUACAUUUUUUUACUACAGAUCUGUUAUGAACCAUGUGCACCAUGUGCUACAUUGUAUAUGUGCAGUAGGAAGCUACAAGCAACUGUUACAAGUUCUGGCAACAUGUUAAUUUUCUUACCUUAAAAUGUGUAUCCGCAUCAUACAGAUUUUAUAGAUUUUCAGACCUGAAAAGUUAUAUCAUUUAUCUUAGACAAGAUUUUCAACUUGCUAAGUACUAGUACUUGUUGUCAAAUCAACAUGCAGUUGUCAAUGAUAAUUCUACAGGAUUGUACAGCAUGUUGAUGUUGAGCUUGAAGACUACAAAUACCCAGCGUUGUCAAAUUUUUUCUAGUCUCUACUGACCUAAAGGCCAGGAUACGUUACUUUGUACUAGAGUAGACUCGUCUCUUCUAUACAUAAACAAUUGAAUACAUUUGACAAUUAUUUUCCAUAUAUGCUCUAGCUUUGAUAAAGAGGAGUGGGGAGGACGAUAUGUUGCAGUCAAAGCACUACUGUACAAUCCACAUUGCCUUGUGGAUUUACAUUGAAACUUGCAUGUAGUCAUUGUAAAUUUUACCUGUAAUGUACAUGUAUGCAGAUAAGUGGCCAACAAACUUUUUGUAUAUUUUGUGAGAUCACAAGUCAAGAUUAUUUUUGUAAAGAAAAGAUAGUGUAGUUCCAGCAGCUUAUUACAUUUAGCAUUACUACAUUUAGUUGCAGCCCUCCAAUUCAGUACAGCUGGAAUAGUUCAGGUUCAGGACUACCUGUGUACACUGUGCACGUUUGUCACAGA